AUGUCGUGCCAAGCGCGCGGCGAGCGUCUCUGUGCGGUUGCGCGAGCGGGUUGCAGUCAGACUCGCACGAGGGUGUCUGAUUUCCACCCACAAACCCUCACCCUCCUCCCGGUGCCGAUGUUGACAAAGAGCCGGGGCAGGAGGAUGGUCUCUCAAACUACAGCGCCAGUCUGAGACCCCCGACGGUACAUCGGCUCGGAAAAAACGAAUACCGGACCUCACGGUAAGUGUGGCAGAUCCGCUAAGAUUGGGAUCCUGUAGGACGCUUCGGUCAGGACAAUUCCGCGGAGGAGGUCCGGUAUGACCGGCAGACACCAGAAAGCAUCGACUCACCGAAGCAUGCACGCGGCCCGGUGGGCUUCUUGAUGUUUUGAACGGUGAUCGUGAAGCAAGACCCUGAAGCGCGCUGGACCUCACCGGGGACUCCGCUUUCUCCCGACGCCUCGCGGGGCCCAAGCCGUGCCUCAAGCGCGAGAGCAUGGGUCCGUGCGACGGGAGGUGCACGCUGGUGGUCAUCUGCUGCCUGCAGCUGGUCGCUGCAUUACAGAGGCAGGUGUUUGACUUUUUGGGAUAUCAGUGGGCUCCCAUCCUGGCCAAUUUCCUCCACAUUGUGGCCGUCAUUUUGGGAGCAUUUGGAACGGUGCAAAUCCGCUCCAGAUAUCUAAUACUGUAUGCUGUAUGGCUUGUGCUCUGGGUUGGCUGGAACUCUUUCAUCAUCUGUUUUUACCUGGAAGUUGGCCACCUGUCACAGGACAAGGAUUUUCUAAUGACAUUUAACACAUCGCUUCAUCGUUCCUGGUGGAUGGAGAACGGGCCCGGUUGCUUAGUUACUCCAGUGCCUGACUCACCAUUGGCUCCUCAGGAUCAUCAUGUGAUCACUGUCAGUGGCUGCCUACUGGAUUACCAGUACAUAGAGGUGGUCAGCUCAGCCUUGCAAGUGUUUCUUGCACUCUUUGGAUUUGUUUAUGCCUGCUAUGUCAGUCGAGUCUUCCUGGAUGACGAGGACAGCUUUGAUUUCAUUGGUGGAUUGGACUCUUAUAGUUACCAGCCUCCACAAAAGAGUUCUCACUUACAGCUGCAGCCUCUCUAUACGACUGGUUAAAAACCAGAAGAAAACCCCAACUUCAGAGGAAAACAACUGCUUAUCUCUGAGAGAUGAAGUCCUCUGCAUUUUGGGAAAUGUUCUACCAACUUCAACGUCUGUGUCUCUCAAACUUUGUCUCCCUCUAUUGGAGAAUAUACAUAGAGCCACACCAGCCAGAGUCACAGAGAGAGAACGAGCAUAUGGACAGGACCACGAGAAGGUGCUUACACAAGCAUUAUUAAAUCAGACUUGAAGACAGUGACAGAUCUUCUGUGUGUGUGUGUGUGUGUGUGUUCAUAUGUGCACAAGCACAAAGGCCUUUGUAUAUGUACAUGUGUAUUCACAAGGUGGGCGACCUUUGACCCAGGUAAUCUUUGAGCACACGCCGGAGCCGCCCGCUCAGCUCUUUCUGGUGUGUGUGUGUGUGUGUGAUUGUUUAUACUCUGAUAUAAGACACUAUAAUGUAAUGUGUUAGAUGAAUGUUUUAGGUUGGGUAGAUGUGUAUUUGAGGAAUGCUGUAGGACUUUGUGCAUGUAAAACUCACGACAGAGGAGUUGUGCCUCUGCUGGCCCUCAUACGUCUGCGUGCAUGAAUGUGCGUUUCUGAUUGUGUCGACAUACACGGAUAACACGUUUUGAUAUGUACUUAUGCACCUGACGCAUAAUGUGACUAGCCAUAAAUGUUUAUUUGAACACAAGCUUAGAAUGAAUGUAUGUUAAUGUACAAUACUUGUUUCAGGAAGGCUGUGUUUGUGUGAGCGAGCGAGUGUGUGUGUGUGAGGGACACACCUGAAGGGUGGGACAGUUGUUCAGCAUAAUAAACUCUUUCUAGAUUA
Messenger RNA from Rhinichthys klamathensis goyatoka, 1919 nucleotides. RefSeq names its product sodium/potassium transporting ATPase interacting 1 (gene nkain1). Bases 479 to 1102 code for a protein of 207 amino acids. The record is from RefSeq and is a predicted model, not a curated record. Gene Ontology annotation, biological process: regulation of sodium ion transport. The transcript is spliced from 8 exons. Lineage: Eukaryota; Metazoa; Chordata; Actinopteri; Cypriniformes; Leuciscidae.